This is a messenger RNA of Rattus rattus (black rat), 4000 nucleotides long. It is a transcript of the gene Gramd4, whose product is annotated as GRAM domain containing 4. The transcript has 18 exons. The record is from RefSeq and is a predicted model, not a curated record. Gene Ontology annotation, biological process: apoptotic process; negative regulation of toll-like receptor 9 signaling pathway. Lineage: Eukaryota; Metazoa; Chordata; Mammalia; Rodentia; Muridae. Bases 63 to 1811 code for a protein of 582 amino acids.
CAUUCUCUUACAGGGAACCCCCCUGUCAUGUGCAGGUGAGGCCAAGGAGUGCCGUGCUGAACAUGCUCAGAAGACUGGAUAGGAUCAGGUUCAGAGGCCACAAGAGAGAGGACUUCCUUGAUCUCGCCGAGUCCCCAAAUGCCUCGGACACCGAGUGUGGAGACGAGAUCCCCCUGAAGACGUCACGGCCCUCGCCCCGGGACAGUGAGGAACUCAGGGACCCUGCUGGUCCAGGGACCCUCAUCAUGGCGGCAGGCGUGCAGGACUUCAGCAGGACCGAGUUCGAUCGACUGAAUGAGAUCAAGGGUCACCUGGAAAUCGCCUUACUGGAAAAGCACUUUCUUCAGGAGGAGCUCCGGAAGCUUCGAGAAGAGACCAACUCAGAGAUGCUGCGGCAGGAGCUGGAUCGGGAGCGGCAACGUCGGAUCGAACUGGAACAGAAAAUGCAGGAGGUGCUAAAGGCCAGGUCGGAGGAGCAGCCAGCUCAGCCUCAGCAGCCGGCAAAGGGACAGAGCCAGGCCAGCAACGGCACAGGCACAGAGCGCCGCAGCCAGGGGCUGUCCUCCCGUGUACAGAAGUGGUUCUACGAGAGGUUUGGGGAGUACGUGGAGGACUUCCGCUUCCAGCCAGAGGAGAACACAGUAGAGACGGAGGAGCCCCUCAGUGCCCGCAGGUUAACUGAAAACAUGAGAAGAUUGAAGCGCGGUGCCAAGCCUGUCACUAACUUCGUGAAGAACUUGUCUGCCUUAUCUGACUGGUACUCUGUCUACACCUCUGCCAUCGCCUUCACAGUAUACAUGAAUGCUGUAUGGCAUGGCUGGGCCAUUCCCAUGUUCCUGUUCCUAGCAAUUUUGAGGUUGUCCCUCAAUUACCUCAUCGCCAGGGGCUGGAGGAUACAGUGGAGCAUUGUGCCAGAAGUGUCUGAAGCUGUGGAACCUGCGAAGGAAGAUCUGACCGUGUCCGAGAAGUUCCAGCUGGUGCUGGAUGUUGCCCAGAAAGCACAGAAUCUCUUCGGCAAGAUGGCCGACAUUCUGGAAAAGAUCAAGAACUUGUUCAUGUGGGUGCAACCUGAGAUCACGCAGAAGCUGUAUGUCGCCCUGUGGGCCGCCUUCCUGGCUUCUUGCUUCUUCCCCUACCGCCUGGUGGGGCUUGCUGUUGGCCUCUAUGCUGGCAUCAAGUUUUUCUUAAUUGACUUCAUCUUCAAGCGCUGCCCAAGACUUCGAGCCAAGUACGACACACCCUAUAUCAUCUGGAGGAGCCUGCCCACUGACCCCCAGCUCAAGGAGCGUGCUGGUGCCACCGUGUCACGCAGGCUGCAGACAGCAUCCUCACGGAGCUACGUCUCCAGCGCUCCAGCCGGGCUGAGUAAGGAUGAAGACGCCGGUCGAUUUCACAGCACCAAGAAGGGAAACUUCCACGAAAUCUUUAACUUGACCGAAAACGAGCGCCCACUAGCAGUGUGUGAGAAUGGUUGGCGUUGCUGCCUCAUUAACCGAGACCGGAAGAUGCCCACGGACUACAUCAGGAACGGGGUUCUGUAUGUGACAGAGAAUUACCUGUGCUUCGAAAGCUCCAAGUCCGGGUCGUCAAAGAGGAACAAGGUGAUCAAGCUGAUGGACAUCACCGAUAUCCAGAAGUACAAAGUCUUGUCUGUCCUCCCCGGCUCGGGCAUGGGAAUUGCUGUAUCUACACCAUCAACUCAGAAACCCCUGGUAUUCGGCGCCAUGGUGCACAGAGACGAAGCCUUUGAGACCAUUUUCAGCCAGUAUGUGAAAAUCACGUCUGCAGCAGCCUCUGGCGGUGACAGCUAGUAUUGACACUGAGAUGUUGCUGGAAUCUUUUCCAACCAUUGGCUAGAGGAGCAGGCGUCCUCACCAUCCUCGGCAAUAAUUCUCCCGGACCUAUUGGCCUCGAUUCUGCAGACCAAAAGGGCUGGAACUCACACGGAGCGGUGCCGGGCUGGCCCGUGCUGAGCGCGUGAAGUACCUUCGUGACCACCUGUGGACACAGGUGGGCUGAGGCUCUUCGUCACCUGUUUGAAGGAUGGCACACAAGACACUGGACCUCAGGCCCUGCUAAGCACAGCUCCUCACUCUCCUUUCCGGCCUGGGUACAGACCCAGCCGCUGCUGUCCCGAGAGGCCCCUUGGUCUUAUAACCCCUGUUCUCCAGAGGCUUUUUCCACCAAAGCCAUAGCUGGGAAUGGUUGUGGCCUCUUCCUGCAGGGGUGGUAAGACAGAAACGGUGGGGAGGGCCCUCUCCAGUGACGAAAUGGCUAGUCAUCUCACCCAGCCCGCAGACCCUCCUUCCACAUUGGACCUACUGUGGGCACUUCGAGGCUUUGGGUAGGGCCUCUCAGGGCUUGGUGUUUUUGGGGUACCUCCCCCUCCAUUUUUCCAGUGUCACUCAUCAUGGCUUGACACUCCAGCCAAGAGGCCAGGCCAGUGGUUGGUGUCCGGUGAGGGUCCAGAAUGGCGCGUCGGCAAAAGCACACCUUUUUAACACUUUGCUCUUUGGAAGAUUUGGGGGGGGGCAUUCUCCACUCUGCUAUUAAGUGGUCAUCUGGCUGGCGUUUGGCCUCCAGACUGCAACCACUCUGGGUAACAGGGUGGGUUCAAGGAACUGUCCUGAGGGACUGUCAGGGAGAUUUGGCAAGGGCCCUGUGCCACAGGAGAAGGCUGUGGGCAGAGCCUAGAGGUUGGGGGCCCGAGUUGCCCUGCACCUCUAACAUCUAACAGUGUUCUCUCUUACUGCACUCCCAGCAAGGGCAAGGCAGAUCCCACCCUACCCAUGCUUCCUGCCCAGACAAAGGUGGAAACUUCAUGGGCGGGCGAUCUUGCAGGCCUCGGCCGCUGAAGGGGACAACCACUAUCCCCACCUGUGGAUUUUCCAGGUGGACCACUCUGGCUCCUUCAGCUUGUCCCGAGUCCUUCAAAUGUCACUGAGAUUGCUUUUUUGAAGAAACAGAAGAUUAUAUUUUUUACAGAGAGCAAGCUGUCUUUCUUAUUUUUGUAUCAUUUUUCAAAUGUAAUUUUUACCUUUGCUCCAACGCUCAUUUGCCCACGUGGGUGUGAGGCCCGGUGGCUUGGGCUCAUGACACCUCAUUCCCAGGGACUUCAGGCCACGCACUGGGGGUGGGAAGGGCUCGCCAGGCAACCAGAUCAAGCACACACGCCACGCCAGACGUGCAGCAAAGGCCACACAGCUCCAGGUACAUAGACGGAGGAUUCUGAACAGGGAGGCGGGACCCUCCUCCACCCAGGGGCGUGGCUUGAGCCCCUGGAUUAUGCUCAUGCUAUGAAGAGCAUGGAGCGAGACAAGGAACACCCCAACAUGCCAGAGGGGAGGCGACAUGGCCUCUGACCCGUCUGUGGGGAUGGCUUCGCAGGUGAUAGCCACACACGGUGGUUAACGCUUUAUGGACCCCGGCAGUGCCUGGGUUAGUGAGCACUGCCACCUAUCGUGCCACAGAGAGGCCUUAGGCUGUGGAGGCGUUCGGGGUGGAGUAAGUGGUUUAGUUUGAGUCUCUUUCUCUGGGAAAGAGAGAUGAAGACUGACCAUGGGCCAGGGCAGUGGGUCAGGGAGGUGACGGCGGCAGCCCCAAGUCCCACCGUUAGUUCCACCGUUGGCCACCGGCAGGUCUUUGGGUGGAGCUCAGGGGGACGGGGCUGGGCCAGGAGCCUAGGCAGCCUCUAGGCAUAGUUACAGAGACACUGGGGUUUGUACUGAACUGUGUGAUCUGGGCAGGUGUUUAAUUGCUGACUAAUCACUGACCUAGAAUGUUCAACUCUGUGUGUGUAAAGCUUGAGUCUGUUUGGGAUCUGUAAAUAAUUGUCACUGGUGUAACUUUUGUUCUACAAAAGGAUCAUAUUCUAUAAAGAACCGAAGAUAGGAAAAAAUUCCUCUGUCACUUUUUUUUAAAAAAAGAAACCCUUGUUUAGAUACAAAGUCUUGUAUAAAUUAUAAUUUUUAUUUAAUAAACCUAAAAUGCUCUGUGCUGA